UAGGUGGCUGUGACGCACCUCUAUGGCCUUGCUACACAUCAACAGAAGAAGACCAGGGAGCAGCAGAAGCGUCGCAGAAAAAGUAGCAGUAGAAGAAGAAGCCGGCUCCACCAAUGAAUGGCGACUGGGAGGAAACAUUGCUCAACACUUUUCUCUCCACUUCCCGGUGUUUGGACUGUGUGGUCGGACCGGGAGACGCUGCAAAGAUGUCCGACAACGGUGGCUCGGCUGUCGGCCUCCUGUCUUACGAGACUCUGGUUCAUGCUGUGGCAGGUGCAAUGGGGAGUGUGACAGCUAUGACCGUCUUCUUCCCUUUGGACACGGCCAAAAGCAGACUGCAGGUGGAUGAGAAGCGAAAGGCUAAGUCUACCCCCAUCAUCCUGGCUGAGAUAGCAAAGGAAGAAGGCCUUCAGUCUCUGUACAGGGGCUGGUUACCAGUCAUCUCCAGCCUCUGCUGCUCCAACUUUGUCUACUUCUACACCUUCCACACGCUGAAGAAGCUGGUGGCAUCCGGUCCAGGCACGUCCAGACCCGGCAAAGACCUGCUCAUGGGGGUCGUAUCAGGGGUGGUGAAUGUGAUCCUGACUACUCCCAUGUGGGUGGUGAAUACUCGAUUGAAGCUGCAGGGAGCAAAGUUCAGAAACGAAGACCUGCAGCAGACCCAGUACAGGGGCAUAUUUGACGCUUUCUCGCAGAUCAUAGCCAAUGAGGGCGUGGGAACUCUGUGGAACGGCACUCUGCCCUCUCUCAUCCUCGUCCUCAACCCGGCAGUACAGUUCAUGUUUUAUGAGGCCAUGAAGAGGAGGGCAGGGAAAGGAGGGAAGAGGAUAUCCUCAGCAGAGAUCUUUCUCAUUGGAGCCAUUGCCAAGGCCAUCGCUACCACUGCAACAUAUCCUCUUCAGACAGUUCAGGCCAUCCUGAGGUUCGGCCAGUACAAAGGUGACGGCAAAGGCGGCGUGAUCGGAAGCCUCUCGAACAUUUUCUCCCUGCUCGUGGAUCGAAUCAAGAGGUAUGGCGUUCUCGGCCUGUACAAAGGCCUGGAGGCCAAGCUGCUACAGACAGUGCUGACGGCUGCCCUCAUGUUUGUGGUGUAUGAGAAGAUCACUGCUGCUACCUUCAAAGUCAUGGGCCUGAACAAGAAACUGAAGCAGUGAACACAUAGCCGGCUGGAUACAGUACAAGUAUUAGAUCCCCACGCUUGCCCAAAACAUACACCACAACCAGGGAUAGGUGUAAUACUUUUAAUAUACUCUCUUUCUUAACCUUUAACUGGUUCCAUUUGUGCAGACUGGCCUUAAUUGCCUCCACUGGUGAACCUCUGGUGAUCUUACAGGAGCUGAAUUGAGUUUGAUUAUCAAGGUAAAGGGACGCAAAUUAGUGUCACUAACUCCAAUAAGUUAUGAGAAUGUAUUUGUCCUUUGAUUUGGCUGUAUUCAAAAGAUUCUUCUGAUGUAAGUAGUUUGUUGAAUGCAGAGCUAAAGUGGCUCCAAUCUUAAUUAAUUUAACCUUUGUGAGGCUAAAUUAAUCAUUGUGAACAUUGAAUCAUAUCUUAGCAUAAAAUGAAAAUAAAAAACACCAGCUGAGAUUUUAAAAGUAGUUUGGAAAAACUUGUAAAAGGAGAAGUUUGACAUUUGGGAAUAUCCUCUUUUUGGCUUUCUUGCCUGGAGUUAGUGGAGAUGAUUGAUACUCAUGUAACAUUACAAUAAAUUUGAAGCCACCACCAGUUAGCUUAGGACAAAGUCUGGAAACGGGGAGACGGCUAGCCUGGCUUUGUCGAAAGGCGACUAAAUCUGCCUACCAGCACUUCUAAAUCCCAGUUCAAACCAAAAAUUCACGACGAGUUGAAAUAGUUUCAGAACGUGUUAAUUAAUAAGCUUUAUAGAGCCAAUCUUUGUGCUAAGCUAAGUUAGCGGGCUGCGGUAGCUUCAUAUUUAGGUGUUACAGAUAUGAGAGCAGUGACUAAAACAUAACCCAAUGUCAAUAAAAUGUUUCUGAUUCUUAUCGAAAUCUCGGCAAGAAAGUGAAUAAGCGUGUUUCCCAAAAUCUUUUUAAAGUGAGGGGGUUUGUUGCAAAUGAUGAGACCAAUAAGGCGCCUAGCUACUGAGGAUUGCCUUGAUCUAAGCUACUGGACCAGUCUUCACAUACUGUCUUAUGUUUUAACUGUGAAUUUAACUCAGUUUGAUAGAAACCUCAUGAAAUUCCUGCCAGAUAAAUGUUUUUAAUGUACUGAUUUGAGAUUAUUACACACAAAUUAGAAGUUAUAACAACAGUGAAAGGGAGAGAAGUGCAGAGCUCCCUUUCAUAUUUAUAAACUCGUGUGUAAAAUGUUUGUAAAAGAAACUUUUCCAGCUCAUAAAGGUCUUAAUUUUAACAUUCAUAAUAUAUUAAGUAAAAAUGAAUGUAAUAUAAACAGGAAUGAGAGUACUUAAGCCUACACAGUUACAUGUGUACAAAGACUGCAGUAGGUGCUAAAUUAUAUCACAAAACUACUAUGAACUGAGCUUUAAUGACUGUUGAUGAUUUACACUAACCCAUUAUGCACUCAACUGUCUGCUGCCUUCUUCAUGAUUGUAUCGGCCAGUAUGAACAUUUUAUCACGCAGGUGUCUUCCUUUAUUUACCUCAGCGUCCUGCUUUGUGUAGAGUAGUCGGGGCUCGCAGUAAUUUACCGCGUUUGUUAAUCACAGUGCUCUUUCUCUGAUUGGGUGAUUGGAAUUUUUUCAUUUUAAAACCAUUUGAUUCACUUUUUUUGUUGGUGUUAAAACUGGUUGUUAAAUCUGUUUAUGUGAGUUGUAAUGGUUACAAAAGGUGUUGCACUCAGUUUUACUUUGUAAAAUAACAUUUAAAGAGUUCAUCACCUUCCUGUGUAUGAAUCUGUGCCAGUGGUGUAGCCUAGCUGCAAAUGGUGAUACUGCCCUGACCUUUUUGCUUACUCACACACCUCCUGUCCUCAGGUACACCAUACAUGUGUGUGUGUGUCAGCAGACUGUAUAACUGUAUAAAUUGUAGCUUUCACUUCAUUCUGUUUUGUGCUUUAAAAUGAGGUAAUAAAUGCCUAUAUGUACCAGAAAAUAAAUGGCAAUAUCUGAGGACAGCAAGUGAAAAGCAAAACAAACGAAAGAAAAUGUCCCAGGAGGAAGAAACUUGUUUUAUUUAAUAGUAAAGAAGGAACCCAAACAUGAAUGUGUCACUAUUAGUUAUAAAACAGAUACUGGACUACACUGUGGAUGUUAAUUACUGUCUUCUUCAUAACUGUUUUUUUCUUUUCUGCCAAUGACAGAACUUGACAUUGCUGAAAUAUUUUGUCUUUACAGUUUACAUGAACAUAUUUUGUAACUGAUGCAAUACUUACUUGAAGUCAUCUUCACUUAUUUACAUUAUGAUUUUUUAAAACAUUCUUUUCUAAUUUUGUCUCAAUUAAGCAUUAACAUACCACUGUUUUGGUAUUUAAAUUAUUGUUAUAACUCAAGAAUAAUAAAGUUUGAGAAACAG
Morone saxatilis (striped sea-bass) is the source of this 3491-nucleotide messenger RNA. RefSeq names its product peroxisomal membrane protein PMP34 (gene slc25a17l). The transcript has 9 exons. Gene Ontology annotation, cellular component: peroxisomal membrane. NCBI's taxonomy places the organism in Eukaryota, Metazoa, Chordata, Actinopteri, Moronidae. Gene Ontology annotation, molecular function: FMN transmembrane transporter activity; ATP transmembrane transporter activity; AMP transmembrane transporter activity. The record is from RefSeq and is a predicted model, not a curated record. Bases 114 to 1154 code for a protein of 346 amino acids.